Messenger RNA from Penaeus indicus, 1282 nucleotides. RefSeq lists its product as uncharacterized. The transcript has 7 exons. Lineage: Eukaryota; Metazoa; Arthropoda; Malacostraca; Decapoda; Penaeidae. The record is from RefSeq and is a predicted model, not a curated record. Bases 128 to 1264 code for a protein of 378 amino acids.
CAUCGGCUGUGUGGCUCUGGCGUUUCACAACAAGACAUCAGUGGCAAAGUGUUUCUCCUUAUUCUCUUCUCGUGGGCGUUUGGCAAAUAUAAAAAGAAAGCCGACAGAGACAGGAAGCAUAUUGAUAAUGUUUUCGAUUCUGCUGAUAGCAUUGGUUGUGGCAGCGCUCGGCAACGAAGAGGAAAGCGAAGGAAAGCGCAUCGCGUUCCUCCUCAUAUCUCAGGAUAAGUAUAUGGACAUGAACGCCACGUUUCACUUAGUGUCCGGCAAUGUGAGUUAUACAUUCGAGUUCCGAUUCCUAUUCAGCGACUAUAACUUCACCGCCUCAGUCUCGGUGAAUGACUCGGUGCAUGAAAGCAGACAACUGGCAUCCCUAAAGAGUAAAAUCAAGCACAGCAAUCUUUUGCUUGAGAUAACACUACUGAAACGCUACGGAUAUCUUCUAUCUCUCAGCAACCCGCUCGAAUUGCUCAGCCAGAAACAUCUCUUUGUAGUAAACAACACGGAGAUAAAUUCUAUCAACGAGAUGGGGUGGAAAUUCGUCAGAAUUGGCAAACGGCUCUGGUCUAAUUUGAAGAGGUUGGCGGUGUCGGUUGCCGGGGAAGUGUCUUCGGAAAGGAUCCUGAAGAUAGAUAAUGAUGUCGAGCGAAUUCUCAAUUCCACGUGGACGACGAAAGUCAAUAGGAGCUUUGAAAUAAGAGAAUCUCGACAGGGUAAAGUGUCUUCUAAAAGUACCGGGUGCGUGAGUUUCUACUUCGGAGAGGAUUGCGUCUGUAAUGUCAGUGUGAAUGAUGAUUGUAAAGUGCCUCAAGAGAUUUUUCCAGAGGACGUUGAGGCUAAAUCUGAUGCAGAGCAUGGUUUUUGUCAGCAAGAGUGGCUCUACUACCUCUUGGCCCUGUUCCUCGUCGGCACCAUCAUCCUAGCAUAUCUCUGCCCCAAGGGUUACUUCAAGCCCUGCGCCCCCUAUUGCUCGGGUCAUCGCAGCAACGAGGAAACUCACAGCAACCCCGCCUACUCCUCCACGGGCUUCCAGAGCACCGACUUGCCUCGUCGUCAAGAGCCUGCCUUUCCUCACGGGAGUCUCCCUCGCGCCGACGGAACGAGCAGGGAAAGCGUCAACAGCGAAUAUUUCCAAAUGAGCGACUUGGCCAGAUCCCCCGAGGCUCCGGCUGCUGGCGACUGCGAGGGUGACGCUAACUACUCGCGCCUUCAGCACAUCACGAAGGUCCCUGUCUUGGAAGGACACUAUGACAGCUGCUUGUAGAGGAGCCCCUGGGGAAGA